Messenger RNA from Macrobrachium nipponense, 555 nucleotides. RefSeq names its product vacuolar protein-sorting-associated protein 36-like. Bases 1 to 555 code for a protein of 184 amino acids. The record is from RefSeq and is a predicted model, not a curated record. The transcript has 5 exons. Lineage: Eukaryota; Metazoa; Arthropoda; Malacostraca; Decapoda; Palaemonidae.
AUGUCUGCGGCCGCGCUGGAAUCAGAAGCUGGAACGCUAGCAGAACUGGAAGGCUGGAGGUAUCGUCAGGAACAGAAACAUCUUCCAGCAGUAAAACAGCAGCAGAAAGAGGCAGCAGAAAUAGCAGCGGUAACAGAAACAGCAGACAGAACCAGCAGAAGUAAAAACAAGAGCAGCAGGCCUGUUACUAGUAACAGAAGCAGCAGAAGCAUAAGCAUUAAUUUUAAAAGCAGAAGUAAACCUCGACAUCAGUUGUCCUACUAUAUGACCUACUACAGCUACCAACAGCGCAAAAAGGACGAACAACGCCCACCACCCCCACACCCCCCUCCACCAACCCCCCUCCCCGUUGUACGCUUCACUUCCGAAGCGUCGCUUCGACGUCUCCACCAGAAGCAGCAGCAACAGCAGCAGAAGUCGGGAAGUACAAAGCACUUUGCAGGUGAAGCAACCUCUCAACUCGUCUGGAAAAUGACGGAGGAGGAGGAGGAGGAGGAGGAGGGGGAGGAGGAGGAGAAGCAGCAGCAGCAGCAGCAGCAGCAACAACGUUCUUAA